GUCACAUACAAGGGUAAUGGAAACCUUCUUACUCUUGAAGGAAAUAUUUCUCAGCUAAAUCAGGAAUGGAUAUUUGUUCCUUCUAAAACUAACGAGCAUGCCAUUCAACUUGUUCAACAUAGCAAUCAGUUUGCAAAUAUUGGAAAUAAUGGAUUUAUUAUUGCUAGUACUAAACAAUUGGAAUGGAUAUUUGAAGAAAAAUAAAUGUUUUUUACUUAUAAUGGUGAAUGUACCACCCAAAAAUAAUGAAAAAUCAGUUGCAGUAGACAACAAUUCAUGUACUCUGAGGUCCCACUCCAAACUUUUAUCUAACCAAGCGCCAGAUCAACAGUCCUCUUCUGACUACUCACAAACCUAUUAUACUUCUGUCGGCCAGCAUAAUAAUUAUUCUUUUGCAGACUUUAAGUUUCAGAGUAUACUAGGUGAAGGUCGAAGUGGAAAAAUCCUUCUUUGCGAGUUCCGUGGUAAUACUAUUGCCUUGAAGAGUGCCAAUUUGUCGAAAACUCCACUAGAUAUCGUGGAAGAGAUGAAAAAAGAAGUCGAAAUCUACAAGAUCCUCGCUGAUAUUCAAGGAAAGUAUAUCCCCAAGUUGAUCUGUUAUGAUUAUUAUGGGGUGGUAUGA
Rhizophagus irregularis DAOM 181602=DAOM 197198 is the source of this 622-nucleotide messenger RNA. The record is from RefSeq and is a predicted model, not a curated record. NCBI's taxonomy places the organism in Eukaryota, Fungi, Glomeromycota, Glomeromycetes, Glomerales, Glomeraceae.